Equus quagga is the source of this 15609-nucleotide messenger RNA. It is a transcript of the gene USH2A, whose product is annotated as usherin. Gene Ontology annotation, molecular function: protein binding. Lineage: Eukaryota; Metazoa; Chordata; Mammalia; Perissodactyla; Equidae. The transcript has 71 exons. The record is from RefSeq and is a predicted model, not a curated record. Bases 1 to 15609 code for a protein of 5202 amino acids.
AUGAAUUGCCUAGCUCUUUCACUGGGCUUCCGCUUCUCGUUUCACGUCAUUGAAACAUUGAUCUUUGCUUAUUUUGUUUCCAUAUCGUUGGCUCACUCACAAGGUCUUUUCCCAAGGCUGGAGAAUGUGGGAGCUUUCAAGAAGGUUUCAAUGGUGCCAACCCAAGCAACGUGUGGACUCCCAGACCGAAACACUUUUUGUCACAGUUCUGCCGAAAGUCUCCAGUUCUGCACCCAGCGAUUUUGCAUUCAGGACUGUCCACAUCGAUCUUCAUCCCCGAACUUUACUGCCCUGCUCUCAGCAGGGUUCAGAGGCUGCAUCACCGCAGACCAGCAGGAUCUGCGUCCCAACUCCCAUAGCAAUUCGACAAGUUUUAUUUUUGGAAAUCACAAGAAUUGCUUUUCUUCUCCUCCUCCUCCAACGCUGGCGGCAUCGUUUACUUUAGCUGUGUGGUUGAAACCUGAGCAAGAGGGUGUAAUGUGUGUUAUAGAAAAGACGGCGGAUGGGCAGAUUGUGUUCAAACUUACAAUAUCUGAGAAAGAGACCAUGUUUUAUUACCGCACAGUAAAUGGUUUGCAGCCUCCAAUAAAAGUAAUGACACUGGGGAGAAUUCUUGUGAAGAAAUGGAUUCAUCUUAGUGUGCAGGUGCAUCAGACAAAAAUCAGUUUCUUCAUUAAUGGUUUGGAGGAGGAUAAUACAGCCUUUGAUGCAAGAACUCUAACUGGUUCCAUUACAGAUUUUUCCUCUGGUACCAUGCAAAUAGGACAGAGCAUCAAUGGCUUAGAGCAAUUUGUUGGAAGAAUGCAAGAUUUUCGGUUAUACCAAGUGGCACUUACAAACAGAGAGAUUCUGGAAGUCUUUUCUGGAGAUCUGCUGAGAUUGCAUGUUCAGUCACAUUGCCGCUGCCCCAGCAGCCACCCUCAGGUCCAUCCUUUGGAACAGCGGUACUGCAUUCCUAAUGACGCAGAAGACACAACCAAUAAUAGGGUGUUACGGCUGAAUCCUGAAGCCCAUCCUCUUUCUUUUGUCAAUGAUAAUGAUCUUGGUACUUCAUGGAUUUCACAUGUGUUUACAAACAUUACCCAGCUUAAUCAAGGAGUGACUGUUUCAAUAGAUUUGGAAAAUGGACAGUAUCAGGUGUUUUAUAUUAUCAUUCAGUUCUUUAGUCCACAACCAACAGCAAUAAGAAUUCAAAGAAAGAAGGAGGACAGCCUAGAUUGGGAGGAUUGGCAAUAUUUUGCUAGAAAUUGCAGCGCUUUUGGGAUGAAAAACAAUGGCGAGUUGGAAAAUUCUGAUUCUGUCAACUGUCUUCAGCUUCCCAAUUUUACUCCAUAUUCCCGUGGUAAUGUCACAUUUAGCAUCCUAACACCUGGACCAAAUCGUCGUCCUGGAUACAACGAUUUCUAUAAUACCCCAUCUCUUCAAGAGUUUGUAAAAGCCACGCAAAUAAGACUUCAUUUCCAUGGGCAGUACUAUACAACUGAGACUCCUGUCAGCCCCAGACACAGAUACUAUGCGGUCAAUGAAAUCACCAUUACUGGAAGAUGUCAGUGCUAUGGUCAUGCUGAUAACUGUGACAUGACAAGCCAGCCCUAUCGAUGCCUCUGCUCUCCAGAAAGCUUCACCAAAGGACUUCACUGUGACCACUGCUUGCCUCUUUAUAAUGACAAGCCUUUCCGCCAAGGUGAUCAAGUUCAUGCUUUCAACUGUAAACCUUGUCAAUGCAACAGCCAUUCCAGAAGCUGCCACUAUGACAUCUCAGUGGACCCGUUUCCAUUUGAGCACCACAGAGGGGGUGGAGGAGUUUGUGAUGAUUGUGAGCAUAACACUACAGGAAAGAACUGCGAGCUGUGUAAGGAUUACUUUUUCCGACAAGUUGGUGCAGAUCCUUCAGCCAUAGAUGUUUGCAAACCCUGUGAUUGUGAUAAAGUUGGCACUAGAAACAGAAGCCUCCUUUGUGAUCAGAUUGGAGGCCAGUGUAAUUGUAAGAGACACGUGUCUGGCAGACAGUGCAAUCAGUGCCAGAAUGGAUUUUACAAUCUACAGGAGUGGGACCCUGAUGGCUGCAGUUCCUGUAACUGUAAUACCUCUGGGACAGUGGAUGGAGAUGUUACUUGUCACCCAAAUUCAGGCCAGUGCAAGUGCAAAGCAAAUGUUAUUGGCCUUCGAUGUGAUCAUUGCAAUUUUGGAUUUAAAUUUCUCCGAAGUUUUAACGAUGACGGAUGUGAGCCCUGCCAGUGUAACGUCCACGGCUCAGUGAACAAACUCUGCAAUCCUCUUUCCGGGCAGUGUGAGUGCAAAAAAGAAGCCAAAGGACUUCAGUGUGACACCUGCAGAGAACACUUUUAUGGGCUGGACAUCGCCAGUUGUAAGGCCUGUGACUGUGAUGCAGCUGGAUCCGUCCCUGGGAGUGUCUGUGAGGCUGCGACAGGGCAGUGCAUCUGUAAACCCAAUGUUGGAGGGAGACAGUGCAAUGAAUGUUUGGACAGAUACUUCUACCUGCAGCAAAAUAAUUCUUUCCUGUGUCUGCCUUGUAACUGUGAUAGCCGUGGAACAGUAAAUGGCUCUCUGCUGUGUGACAAAUCAACAGGACAAUGUCCUUGCAAAUUAGGAGUAACAGGUCUUCAUUGUAAUCAGUGUGAGCCUCACAGGUACAAUUUGACCAUUGGCAAUUUCCAAGGCUGCCAGAUGUGUGAGUGUGACUCCUUGGGGACAUUGCCUGGGACCAUUUGUGACCCAAUCAGUGGCCAGUGCCUAUGUUUGCCUAAUCGUCAAGGAAGAAGGUGUAAUCAGUGUCAACCAGGUUUUUAUAUUUCCCCAGGCAAUGCUACUGGCUGCCUGCCAUGUUCGUGCCAUACAGCCGGAGCAGUUAGUCACAUCUGUAAUAGCCUAACUGGUCAGUGCAUUUGCCAAGACGCUUCCCUUGCCGGGCAAAGUUGUGACCAUUGUAAAGACCAUUACUUUGGAUUUGAUCCUCAGACUGGAAGAUGUCAGCCUUGCAAUUGUCAUCUCUCAGGAGCCUUGAAUGAAACCUGUCACUUGGUCACGGGCCAGUGUUUCUGUAAACGAUUUGUCACUGGCUCAAAGUGUGACUCUUGUGUUCCAAGUGCAAGCCAUUUGGAUGUCAACAAUCUAUUGGGCUGCAGCAAAACUCCAUCACAGCAACCUCCACCCAGAGGACAAGUGCAAAGUUCUUCUGCUAUCAGUCUUUCGUGGAGUCCACCUGAUUCUCCAAAUGCCCACCGGCUUACUUAUGGUUUAUUCAGGGAUGGUUUUGAAAUCUACACAACUGAAGAUCAAUACCCAUACAAUAUUCAGUACUUUUUAGACACUGCCCUGUCACCAUAUACUUCAUAUUCCUAUUACAUCGAGGCCACCAAUGUGCAUGGUUCAACAAGGAGUGCAGCUGUCACUUACAGGACAAGACCAGGGGUCCCAGAAGGAAGCUUGAACUUGAGUUAUAUCACUCCUGUUAGCUCAGACUCUGUGACACUUAUCUGGACUGCACCUUCCAAUCGUUCUGGUCCUAUCGAGAAAUAUAUUCUGUCCUGUGCUCCUUUAGGUGGCAUCCAGCCAUGUGUUCCCUAUGAAGGUCAUGAAACUUCAACUACCAUCUGGAAUCUGGUUCCAUUCACCAAGUACCAUUUUUCUGUACAGGCAUGUACAAGUGGGGGCUGUUUACAUAGUUCGCCCCUUACAGUGACCACAGCCCAGGCACCUCCCCGAAGGCUGGGUCCACCAGAGGUACGGACGAUCAGUGCCACAGAGCUUCAUGUAGAGUGGUCUCCACCAAUGGAACCCAACGGAAUAAUUAUAAGAUAUGAGCUAUACAUGAAAAGAUUGAAAUCUAAUGGAGAAAUGAUGUCAGCAGAACGUCAAGUUUUUCAGAGCAGUGGCUGGCUCAGUCCUCACCCAUUUGCAGAAUCAGCCAAUGAAAAUGCAUUAAAACCUCCUCAAACAACCACAACCGUCACUGGCUUGGAACCAUAUACCACAUACGAGUUUAGAGUCUUAGCUGUGAAUAUGGCUGGCAGUGUGUCUUCAGCCUGGACUUCAGAAAGAACAGGAGAAUCAGCGCCUGUAUUCAUGACCCCUCCUUCAGUCUUCUCGCUCUCACCAUACUCUCUCAAUGUAUCUUGGGAGAAGCCAGCAGAUGAUGAUGCAAGAGGAAAAGUUGUGGGGUAUAACGUCAAUAUGAUUUCCGAACAACCAUCUCAACAACCUAUUCCGGCAACGUUUUCACAGGUGUUGUACACUGCAAAAUCCCAAGAACUGUAUUAUGUUGUAAAAGGACUAAAACCUUACAGGAUUUACAACUUUACUGUUUCUCUCUGCAAUUCAAUUGGUUGUGUCACCAGUGCUCCGGGAGAAGGACGGACAUUAGCAGCAGCACCAGCCCAACUGAGGCCUCCUCUGGUUGAGGGAAUGAACAGCACAGCCAUCCAUCUUACGUGGCUUGAACCUGAAGAACUGAAUGGACCUUCUCCUGUAUACCAGCUAGAAAGGAGAGUGUCAUCUCUACCAGCUCCAAGGGCCAAGAUGAUGAAAGGCAUUCGUUUCACAGGAAAUGGAUAUUAUAAAUUCCCCAGCUCCACUCACCCAGUCAAUACAGACUUUACCGGCAUUAAGGCCAGCUUUCGAACAAGGGUGCCUGAAGGUUUGAUUGUCUUUGCCGCGUCACCUGGCAAUCAGGAAGAGUAUUUUGCACUUCAGUUGAAGAAUGGACGUCCUUAUUUCCUUUUUGAUCCUCAGGGGUCUUCUGUGGAAGUGACCACAACUAACGAUGACGGUAAACAAUACAGUGACGGCGAAUGGCAUGAAAUAAUCGCUAUUAGGCAUCAGGCUUUUGGCCAAAUCACACUGGAUGGGCAAUAUACAGGUUCCGCGGCCACCCCAAAUGGUAGUACUAUCAUUGGAGAAAACACAGGAGUGUUUGUGGGAGGGCUGCCGCGGGGUUAUGCCAUCCUCAGGAAUGAUCCUGAUAUAAUCCAAAAGGGUUUUGUGGGCUGUCUCAAGGAUGUGUAUUUUAUGAAGAAUUACAAUCCCUCUGCUGUUUGGGAACCUGUGGUUUGGCAGAGUUCUGAAGAGCAAAUAAAUGUGUAUAGCGAAUGGGAGGGAUGCCCUGGUUCAUUACAGGAGGGAGCCCAGUUCCUUGGAACAGGGUUCCUGGAACUUUAUCCACAUGUGUUUCGCGGUGGAAGGGACUUUGAGAUUUCCUUAAAGUUCAGAACUGACCAAUUGAAUGGAUUGCUUCUUUUCGUUUACAACAGAGAUGGACCUGAUUUUCUUAUUAUAGAACUGAAGAAUGGAAUAUUGAGCUUCCGGUUAAAUACCAGUCUUACUUUGACACAAGUGGAUCUAUGGCUGGGACUGUCCUAUUGUGAUGGAAAGUGGAAUAAAGUGAUUAUUAAAAAGGAAGGCUCCGUCAUAUCGGCAAGCAUGAAUGAACUGAUGGAGCGUGUGUCAGAGUCCAGAGCCCAGCCACUGAUGGUAAAUUCCCCAGUCUAUGUGGGAGGAACCCCACAGGAGCUGCAAGACUCUUAUAAGCAUCUGAGCUUGGAACAAGGUUUCGGUGGCUGCAUGAAGGAUGUUAAAUUUGCACGGGGUGCUGUCGUUAACUUGGCAUCUGUGUCCAGCAGUGCUGUCAGAGUCAAUCUGGAUGGAUGCCUAUCAACUGACAGCACUGUUAACUGCAGGGGAAAUGACUCCAUCCUGGUUUACCAGGGAAAGGAGUGGCGUGUUUAUGAGAGCGGUCUCCAGCCUUUUACAGAAUACCUGUAUCGAGUGAUGGCCUCACAUGAAGGAGGUUCUGUAUAUAGCGAUUGGAGUCGGGGACGGACAACUGGAGCAGCUCCGCAAAGUGUGCCAACUCCCUCAAGAGUCCGCAGCAUAAACGGAUAUAGCAUUGAGGUGACCUGGGAUGAACCUGUCAUGGUUAGAGGUGUAAUUGAGAAGUACAUUCUGAAAGCUUACAGUCAGGAAGGUCCCCAUCCACUGCGCAUGCCCUCUGCCAGCUCUGAGUUUGUCAAUAACAGCACCCUCACAGGCAUAUUGACAGGCUUACUACCCUUCAAAAACUAUGCAGUAACCCUGACUGCGUGCACUUUGGCUGGCUGUACUGAGAGCUCCCAGGCAUUGAACAUUUCUACUCCACAAGAAGCUCCACAAGACGUUCAGCCACCAGGAGCCAAAUCUCUUCCCAAUUCUUUGUUACUCUCCUGGAAUCCACCCAAAAAAGCCAAUGGGAUUAUAACUCAGUACUCUUUAUACAUGGAUGGGAUGCUAAUCUAUUCAGGCAAGGAAGAGAACCACACAGUCACAGAUUUAGCAGUAUUUACGCCCCACCAGUUUCUGCUCAGCGCUUGCACACGUGUGGGAUGCACAAACAGUUCCCUGGUCAUACUGUACACGGCACAGCUGCCACCACAACACGUGGAUUCCCCGAUCCUGACUGUCCUGGAUUCUAGAACUAUAUACGUACAGUGGAAACAACCAAGAAAAGUAAAUGGAGUUCUGGAGCGCUAUAUAUUAUAUAUUUCAAAUCACACGCACGAUUUUACAAUUUGGGAUGUCAUCUAUAACAGCACAGAACUUUUCCAGGAUCACACGCUACACUACCUUUUCCCUGGUAAUAAAUAUCUCAUCAAGCUGGGAGCGUGCACGGGGGGUGGGUGCACAGUGAGCGAGGCCAGCGAGGCCCUGACCGACGAGAGCACCCCCGAAGGCGUGCCGACCCCCAGAACUCAUUCCUAUUCACCCCACUCCUUUCACAUCUCCUGGACUGAGCCUGAAUAUCCGAAUGGUGUUAUCACAAGUUAUGGACUCUACCUAGACGGUGUAUUAAUUCACAAUUCCACAGAACUCAGCUGUCACGCUUCCGGCUUUGCUCCUUGGAGCUCACAUUCCUUCAGAGUCCAAGCGUGCACCGCCAAAGGUUGUGCGCUGGGCCCGCUGGUGGAAAAUCGAACUCUAGAAGCUCCUCCUGAAGGAGUAGUAAACGUGUUUGUCGAAACAGAGGGAUCACGGAAAGCCCACGUGAGGUGGGAGGCACCUUUUCACCCUAAUGGACACUUAACAUACACCGUCCUUUUUACUGGAAUGUUCUAUGCAGAUCGAGCAGAUAAUAACUACACUCUUCUGAACGGCACACAAAUCAUGCAUCGAGGUGAAGAGACCAACCUUUGGGUGCUCAUCGAUGGGCUGGUGCCUUUUACUAACUAUACUGUGCAAGUGAAUGUUUCAAAUAGCCAAGGCAGCUUGAUAAGUGAUCCCAUCGCGAUUGCAAUGCCACCAGGGGCUCCAGAUGGUGUGCUGCCUCCCAGGCUUUCAUCUGCCACUCCAACCAGUCUUCAGGUUGUCUGGUCUACACCAGCUCGUAACAAUGCUCCCGGCUCUCCCAGAUACCAACUCCAGAUGAGGCCUGGCCGCUCCACCCGUGGAUUUCUAGAGUUAUUUUCCAAUCCUUCUGCAUCGUUAAGCUAUGAAGUGAGAGAUCUCCAACCUUACACAGAGUAUGAGUUUCGGGUGGUUGCCUCCAAUGGAUUUGGCAGUGCACAUAGUUCUUGGAUUCUAUUCACAACCACAGAGGACAAACCUGGACCUAUAGACCCUCCGAUUCUUCUGGACGCGAAGUCAAGAAUGAUGUUGGUCACCUGGCAGCAUCCUUUAAAGUGCAAUGGCGUUCUUACCCAUUAUAACAUUUACCAACAUGGCGAUCUCUACUUGAAAACUUCUGGAAAUAUGACUAAUUGCACCGUGAUCCAUUUACAACCCCAUACUGCGUAUAAGUUUCAGGUAGAAGCCUGUACUUCAAAAGGGUGUUCCAUCUCACCAGAGUCCCAGACUGUCUGGACACUCCCAGAUGCACCAGAAGGCAUCUCAAGUCCAGAGUUGUUCUCUGAUACCCCAACAUCUGUGAUUAUCUCUUGGCAACGCCCCACCCACCCCAACGGCUUGAUAGAGAACUUCACAAUCGAGAGAAGAGUCCCAGGGAAGGAAGAAGUUACUAUUCUAGCGACUCUCCCAAGAAAUCAUUCCAUGAGGUUUAUUGACAAGACUUCUGCUCUUAGCCCAUGGACAAAAUAUGAAUACCGGGUACUGAUGAGCACUCUUAAUGGAGGGACAAACAGCAGUGCUUGGAUCCAAGUGACCACGAGACCCUCACGACCUGUUGGAGUACAGCCACCCAUGGUGCAUGUGCUAGGACCCGAUGCAGCCAAGGUCACUUGGAACCCCCCACUCAUCCAGAAUGGAGAAGUGCUUCGCUAUGAGAUCCGCAUGCCUGACCCUCACAUCAUGAUAAUCAAUGUUACUUCCUCGGUGUUCAGUCAAGUGGUUACUGGCCUGAUUCCUUUCACUAAUUAUUCUGUCACCAUUGUGGCUUGCUCAGGGGGUAAUGGGUAUCUCGGAGGAUGCACAGAGAGUUUACCUACCCAUGUUACCACUCACCCCACCCUACCGCAGGGUGUUAGCCCGUUGUCGGUGAUUCCACUAAGUGAAUCGUAUGUUGGGAUUUCUUGGCAGCCACCAUCCAGGCCAAAUGGACCCAAUUUGAGAUAUGAGCUUCUGAGACGUAAAAUCCAGCAACCACUUGCAUCAAAUCCCCCAGAAGAUUUAAAUCUGUGGCACAAUAUUUAUUCAGGAACUCAGUGGUUUUAUGAAGAUAAGGGUCUUAGCAGGUUUACGACGUACGCAUACAAGGUCUUUGUACACAACAGUGUGGGUUUUACACCGAGCCAAGAAGUGACUGUGACGACGUUAGCUGGUCUUCCAGAAAGAGGACCCAAUGUCACCGUGAGUGUCCUCAACCACACAGCCAUAGAUGUGACAUGGGCUAAACCAUCUUUUCGAGACCUACAAGGUGAUGUUGAAUAUUAUACACUUUUUUGGAAUUCUGCUACCUCCAAUGAAUCUCUAAAAAUCCUCCCCGAUGUAAACUCUCAUGUCAUUGGCCAUUUAAAUCCAAACACAGAGUAUCAGAUUUUUAUCUCUGUCUUCAAUGGAGCCCACAGUAUCAACAGUGAAGUACUGCAUGCAACCACUCGCGAUGGAGAGCCUCAGGGCGUGCUUCCUCCGGAGGUUGUCAUCAUCAACAGUACAGCUGUACGUGUCAUCUGGACAUCUCCUUCAAACCCAAAUGGUGUUGUCACGGAAUAUUCUGUCUAUGUAAAUAAUCAGCUCUACAAGACUGGAAUGAAUGUGCCCGGGUCUUUCAUUCUGCGAGACCUGGCUCCCUUUACUAUCUAUGACAUUCAGGUUGAAGUCUGCACAAAUUAUGCCUGUGUGAAAAGCAAUGGAACCCAAAUUACCACUGUGGAAGACACGCCAAGCGAUAUACCAACACCCACAAUUCAUGGCAUCACUUCAAGAUCCCUUCAUAUCGAUUGGAUGUCUCCAGGGAAACCGAAUGGCAUCAUUCUUGGAUAUGAGCUCUUACGGAGAACAUGGCAUUCUUGCCCUAAAACCCAGAAGUUAAUGAGGAACCACAGUGCUGAGCUCUGUAUGGCAGUGAAGUGUCAGACACCUGAAACUAUGUGUGGACCCAGGUGUUAUUCUCCUGAAGCCAAGGUUUGCUGUAAUGGAAUUCUCCACGACCCCCAGCCUGGACACAGCUGUUGUGAAGAGAAGUAUAUCCCAUUUAUUCUGAAUUCAAGCGGAGUUUGUUGCGGUGGCCGAAUACAAGAGGCGAGACCAAACCACCAGUGUUGCUCUGGGUACUACGUUAGAAUUUUACCAGGUGAAGUAUGCUGUCCAGAUGAGCAGCACCAUCGGGUUUCCGCUGGCGUCGGCGACUCCUGCUGUGGCAGAAUGCCGUACUCCACCUCAGGAAACCAGAUCUGCUGUGCUGGGAGGCUUCGGGAUGGCCUCGGCCAGCAGUGCUGUGGGGGACAGAUUGUGAGCAAGGAUGUAGAGUGCUGUGGUGGCGAAGAAGAGGGUGUCGUGUACAGGCGCCUUCCAGGGAUGUUCUGUUGUGGGCAGGAUUAUGUGAAUAUGUCAGAUACCAUAUGCUGCUCAGCUUCCAGUGGAGAGUCUAAAGCAUAUGUUAAAAAGAAUGACCCGGUGCCAGUAAAAUGCUGUGAGACUGAACUUAUUCCAAAGAGCCAGAAAUGCUGUAAUGGAGUUGGAUAUAAUCCUUUGAAAUAUGUUUGCUCUGACGAGAUUUCGACUGGAAUGAUGAUGAAGGAACCCACAGAGUGCCGGACUCUCUGCCCAGCAUCCAUGGAAGCCACAGCGCAUUGUGGCAGGUGUGAUUUCAACUUUACCAGUCACGUAUGUACUGUGAUAAGAGGAUCUCACAAUUCUACGGGGAAAACGUCAAUCGAAGAAGUAUGCUCAUCUGUGGAAGAGACAGUUCAUACAGGAAGUGUAAACACAUUCUCCUUUACAGAUAGGAACCUGGAGCCCUACAUGACAUAUGAGUACAGGAUUUCUGCGUGGAACAGCUAUGGGCGAGCAUUCAGCAGAGCUGUUAGAGCCAGCACGAAAGAAGAUGUACCUCAAGGAGUGGGUCCCCCCAGGUGGACCAAAAUGGACAAUCUUGAAGAUGUGAUAGUCUUAAACUGGAAGAAACCUAUACAACCAAAUGGUCCUAUUAUUUAUUACAUUCUUCUCCGAAAUGGAAUUGAACGCUUUCGGGGACCAUCACUGAGCUUCUCCGAUACAAAGGGAAUUCAGCCAUUUCAGGAAUAUUCAUACGAGCUCAAAGCUUGCACAGUUGCUGGCUGUGCCACCAGCAGCAAGGUAGUUGCGGCUACGACCCGAGGAGUUCCGCAGAGCAUCCUGCCACCCAGAGUCACAGCCACCAGUGCAGAGACUCUGCAUUUGAUCUGGAGCGUCCCUGAGAAACCAAAUGGCGUCAUUAAAGAGUAUCAGCUCAGGCAGCUUGGAAAAGGUCUCAUCUACACCGACACCACUGACAGGAGACAGCAUACGGUCACAGGUCUCCAGCCAUACACCAACUACAGCUUCACACUUACAGCUUGUACAUCUGCUGGAUGCGCUUCAAGUGAGCCUUUUCUAGGUCAGACUCUGCAGGCAGCCCCUCAAGGAGUUUGGAUGACACCUCGACACAUUAUCAUCAAUUCUACAACAGUGGAAUUAUACUGGAGUCCGCCAGAAAAUCCCAAUGGCCUCAUUUCUCAGUAUCAAUUGAGUCGUAAUGGAACCUUGGUUUUCCUGGGUGGCAGUGAGGAACAGAAUUUCACUGAUAAAAACCUGGAGCCCAACAGCAGAUACAGUUACAGGUUGGAAGCCACUACUGGAGGAGGCAGCAGUCCUAGUGAUGAGCACAUUGUACAAACACCUCUGUUGACGCCGGAAGAAAUCCAGCCUCCAUAUAAUAUCACAGUAAUCGGGCCUUAUUCCAUUUUUGUAGCUUGGACCCCACCAGGGAUCCUCAUUCCUCAAAUACCUGUGGAGUACAAUGUCUUACUCAAUGCCGGAAGUCUAUCUCCUCUGACCUCCUCUGUCGGUCAUCAUCUAUCCAUCCUUCUGGAAAAUUUGGCUCCAUUCACACAGUAUGAGAUAAGGAUACAAGCGUGUCAAAAUGGAAGUUGUGGAGUUAGCAAUAGGAUGUUUGGCAAGACACAUGAAGCAGCCCCAAUGGAUCUGAGUCCCCCUGUUGUUAAGGCACUGGGGUCAGCCUGCAUAGAAGUUCGGUGGAUGCCACCUAAAAAGCCAAAUGGAGUCAUCACCAACUACUUUAUUCACAGACGUCCUGCUAGCACUGAAGACGAGUCCCUUUUGUUUGUGUGGUCAGAAGGAGCCCUUGAAUUUACUGAUGCUGCAGAUACUCUGAAGCCAUUCACACUCUACGAAUAUCGGGUCAGAGCCCAUAACUCCAGGGGCUCCGUGGAGAGUCUGUGGUCCUCAGCACGGACUCUGCAAGCCCCACCUCAAGAUUUGCCAGCCCCUUCGGCUCAAGCCACUGGUCCUCAUUCAGUUCUGCUGAAUUGGACGAAGCCGGGAUCUCCCAAUGGCAUUAUCUCCCAGUACCGUGUGGUCUACCAAGAAAGACCAGAUGACCCAACGUUUAACAUUUCUACUGUGCAUGCUUUCACAGUGAUGGGAACGAACCAUGAAGCCCAUCUCUUUGGGUUAGAACCAUUCACAACGUAUUACAUUGGUGUUGUGGCCACAAACCAGGCAGGAGAAAUUUCAAGCCCCUGGACUCUGGUUCAAACCCUAGAAUCUUCUCCAAGUGGCCUGAGCAACUUUACAGUAGAACAGAAAGAGAAUGGCCGGGCAUUGUUACUGCAGUGGUCAGAGCCUGCGAGAACCAAUGGCGUGAUUAAGGAAUAUAACAUCUUCAGUGAUGGCGUUCUGGAGUACACUGGCCUGACUCGUCAGUUUCUCUUCCGGCGCCUGGAGCCUUUCACUGUCUACACGCUGACCCUGGAGGCCUGCACCAGAGCAGGCUGCGCCCACUCAGAGCCCCAGCUUCUGUGGACCGAUGAAGCUCCUCCCCACUCUCAGUUGGCUCCUAAGAUCCAGUCCGUGGGGGCCACCAGCGUGGAGUUGAGCUGGUCUGAGCCUGUUAACCCAAAUGGAAAGAUAAUUCGUUAUGAAGUGAUUCGCAGAUGCUUCGAGGGAAAAGCUUGGGGGAAUCAGACAAUCCAGGCCGAUGAGAAAAUUGUUUUCACAGAAUAUAAUACUGAAAGGAAUACAUUUAUGUAUAAUGACACAGAUUUGCAGCCAUGGACGCAGUGUGAAUAUAAAAUCUUCACUUGGAAUUCAGCAGGUCAUACCUGUAGCCCUUGGACUGUGAUAAGGACGAUGCCAGCCCCUCCGGAAGGUCUCUCUCCUCCAGAGACAGCCUAUGUAUCAAUGAACCCCCCAAAACUGCUGAUUUCCUGGAUCCCACCAGAACAGACUAAUGGGAUCAUCCAGUCCUAUAGGCUUCAAAGGAAUGGACUGCUCUAUCCUUUCAGCUUUGAUGCUGCGACCUUCAAUUACACCGAUGAAGAACUGCUUCCAUUUUUCACAUACAGUUAUGCAGUCACAGCGUGCACGAGUGGAGGCUGCUCCACCAGCAAACCCACCAACGUCACAACUCUUGAGGCUGCUCCCGCAGGGGUUGGCCCUCCAGCUCUUUGGGCCAUCAGUGCCACUCAAAUAAACGUAUCUUGGUCACCACCAUCAAUUCAAAAUGGAAAGAUCACUAAAUAUUUGCUUAGAUUGGAUGAUAAGGAGUACCUCGCCGGGCAGAGUCUGUUCCUGUUGGUUUCUCACCUGCAGCCUUAUACUCAGUAUAAUUUCUCCCUAGUAGCCUGCACGAAUGGUGGUUGCACAGCUAGUGCGUCAAAAUCUGCCUGGACAAGGGAGGCCCCACCACAGAACAUGGACCCUCCAAAAUUGCAAGUCACGGGCUCAGAGUCAAUAGAAAUCACCUGGAAACCCCCAAGAAACCCAAACGGCCAGAUCAGAAGUUAUGAACUUAGGAGGGAUGGAGCUAUUGUAUACACCGGCCUGGAAACUCACUAUCACGAUUUUACUCUCACCCCAGGUGUGGAGUAUGGCUACACAGUGACUGCCAACAACAGCCAAGGGGGUAUUUUGAGUCCACUUGUCAAAGAGCAAACCAGCCCCUCAGCGCCCUCAGGGAUGGAACCUCCAAAACUGCAGGCCCAGGGUCCCCAGGAAAUCUUAGUGAACUGGGACCCUCCAGUGAGGACAAAUGGCAACAUCGUCAACUAUACCCUCUUUGUCCGUGAGCUGUUUGAAAGAAAAACAAAAAUCAUACACAUAAACACAACGCAUAAUUCUUUUCGUACACAGGCAUUCACACUAAACCAGCUGAAGCCAUUUCACAGGUAUGAAGUACGAAUUCAAGCCUGUACCACGCUGGGGUGUGCAUCAAGUGACUGGACGUCCAUUCAGACCCCUGAGAUUGCACCCCUGAUGCAACCCCCUCCACAUCUAGAGGUCCGGAGGGCUCCCGGGGGAUUCCAGCCCACGGUUUCCCUUUUGUGGACAGGACCACUUCAGCCAAAUGGAAAAGUUUUAUACUAUGAAUUGUACAGAAGACAAAUAGCGACUCAGCCUGGAAAACCAAAUCCAGUGCUAACCUAUAAUGGAAGCUCAAGCUCUUUUAUGGAUUCUGAACUAUUGCCUUUCACAGAAUAUGAAUACCAGGUCUGCGCAGUGAAUUCAGCAGGAAAAGCCCCCAGUAGCUGGACACGGUGUAGAACUGGGCCCGCCCCCCCAGAAGGUCUCAGGGCCCCCAGGUUCCACGCGGUCUCUUCCACCCAAGCAUUGGUCCACAUCAGCGCCCCUCGGAAGCCCAACGGAAUCGUCAGUCUCUACAGAUUGUUCUCCAACGACACCAGCGGGGUGGAGACAGUGCUGUCUGAAGGCAUGGCCACCCAGCAGACGCUUCACGGCCUGCAGCCCUUCACCACGUACUCCAUUGGGAUAGAGGCUUGCACCUGCUUCAACUGUUGCAGCAAAGGGCCCAUGGCGGAGCUGAGAACUCAUCCCGCGCCCCCCUCGGGACUGUCCUCUCCCCGGAUCCAGACCCUGGCCUCCAGGACAGCCUCCUUCCAGUGGAGUCCCCCUCUGUUCCCCAAUGGUGUCAUUCAAAGCUAUGAGCUCCAGCUCCACACGGCUUGUCCUCCUGGUUCAGCUGUACCCUGUACUCCCAGCCAGACUGAGACAAAGUACAUGGGACCAGGACAGACAGCCAGCCUUGGGGGUCUCCAGCCUUACACCACCUACAAGCUGAGAGUGGUGGCCCACAACGAGGUGGGCAGCACAGCUUCCGAAUGGAUCAGCUUCACCACCCAAAAAGAACCACCUGAGUACCGAGCCCCGUUUUCGGUGGACAGCAACUUGUCUGUGGUGUGUGUAAACUGGAGCGGCUCUUUCCUUCUGAAUGGUCCACUGAAGGAGUUCAUGUUAACCGAUGGAGGACAGCGGGUGUACAGUGGCUUUGACACCACCCUCUACAUACCAAGGACAGCGGACAAAACCUUCUUUUUCCAGGUCAUCUGCACUACCGAGGAAGGCAGCGUGAAGACACCUUUGGUCCAAUAUGAUACUUCUACGGGAUUUGGCCUGGUGCUGACAACUCCUGGAGACAAGAGGGGAUCGGGGAGCAAAAGCCCAGAGUUCUACAGCGAGUUAUGGUUCAUUGUACUAAUGGCAAUGCUGGGCUUGAUCUUGUUGGCCAUCUUCCUGUUCCUGCUACUACAAAGAAAAAUCCACAAAGAACCAUAUAUCAGAGAGAGACCUCCCUUAGUACCUCUUCCGAAGAGGAUGUCUCCAUUGAGCGUCUACCCACCGGGGGAGACCCAUAUGGGAUUAGCCGAUACCAAAAUCCCCCGGUCUGGGACCCCCAUGAGUAUGAGAAGCAACCGGAGCAUCUCUGUACUUCGCAUCCCAAGUCAGAGCCAAAUCAGCCAAACCUAUUCGCAGGGCUCUCUCCACCGCAGUGUCAGCCAACUCAUGGACAUUCAAGACAAGAAAGUCUUGAUUGAUGACUCGCUGUGGGAAACCAUCAUGGGCCACGAUAGUGGACUGUAUGUGGAUGAAGAGGACCUGAUGAAUGCCAUCAAGGGUUUCAGCUCUGUGACUAAGGAACACACCACAUUCACCGACACCCACCUGUGA